Molecule: messenger RNA, 2339 nt
Organism: Manduca sexta (tobacco hornworm)
Lineage: Eukaryota; Metazoa; Arthropoda; Insecta; Lepidoptera; Sphingidae
Product: NADH-ubiquinone oxidoreductase 75 kDa subunit, mitochondrial-like
Exons: 1
Coding region: 131-2269 (712 amino acids)
Biological process (GO): ATP synthesis coupled electron transport
Cellular component (GO): membrane
Molecular function (GO): iron-sulfur cluster binding; NADH dehydrogenase (ubiquinone) activity
Source: RefSeq, a predicted model, not a curated record
GAUGUCAAGUAAAUCUGACAAAAGUCAGAAAUUCUAAUCAAAAAGCAUUCAAAUUUGAUUCAAAUACUUAAAUACGCGAAACAAAGAGCUAUUACAACACUACGCAAAAUAUAUGUAAUACCAAAAGAAAAUGAUGAAGUUAUUUUCGAAAAUAUUGCGGGGUUAUAAAAUAUUUAAACACGAUAGUAUAUUAGUACGAGGACAAGCUACUCAAGAGGUGGACAUAUUUAUCAACGGUAAACCAGUUAAAGUACCGAGUUACUUUACUGCACUACAAGCUUUACGCCGAGAGAAAGUGACCGUACCAUCAUUUUGUUACCAUGAAAGGUUGUCCAUCGCGGGUAACUGUCGUAUGUGUUUAAUCGAACUGGAAGGCAUGCCGAAACCUCAAAUUGCAUGUGCCAUGCCGGUAUCGAAGAACAUGAAGAUACGCACAAAUUCCCAAAUGACACUAAAAGCUCAGGAAGGAGUUUUAGAAUUUCUGCUCAUCAAUCAUCCCCUCGACUGUCCAAUUUGUGAUCAAGGGGGCGAAUGUGACCUUCAAGAUUUGUCAAUGAGGUUUGGUAACGACCGCUCCAGGUUCACGGACUUACAUUUCCAAGGGAAGAGGGCCUCCGAAAAUAAAGAUUUGGGACCUCUUAUCCGUACCGAAAUGACUCGUUGCAUUCAUUGCACUAGAUGUAUUAGAUUCGCUUCGCAAGUCUGUGGAAUGGAUGUACUGGGGACUACAGGACGUGGUAAUGAUAUGCUUGUAGGGACAUACGUUGACAAAAUGUUUCUUUCCGAAUUGUCCGGGAAUAUUAUAGAUUUAUGCCCAGUAGGUGCUCUAACUGCUAUACCGUAUAUGUUUAAAGCCAGACCUUGGGAGGUGAAGAGAACUAAUUCUAUUGAUGUUACUGAUGCAACUGGCACGAAUAUAGAAGUGAAUCAUAGGUUUGAUAGAGUUUUACGGGUGCUACCUCGUGAACAUGAUGAAAUUAACCAAGAAUGGGUGUCAGAUAAAGGGCGGUGGGCAAUAGACUCUCUUGAAAUGCAGAGACUUGUAACGCCUAUGCAAAGAGUUGGGGCUAAUCUUUGUCCUUUAGAUUGGGACACUGCACUUAAAAUUGCUGUAGAUUUAAUUAAAUCUCCUUGUCCGUCUAAUAUAAUGGCUAUAGCGGGGCCACACUGUAAUGUUGAAACUUUGGUAACCGCUAAAGAUUUUUUAAAUAUGCUCGGAUCAGAACAUACUUAUGUGGAGCGGGGUCUGUACUAUACGGCAUCGGGGGUUGAUAUUAGAGCAGGUUAUUCAUUGAAUAUAAAUAUGAAAGAUAUAUCCAAGGCAGAUAAAAUUUUGCUAGUUGGUACAAACCCUCGAUUUGAAGCACCAGUAUUGAACGCUUGGAUACGUCAAGCCUAUUUAGGCAACGAUUGCGAUAUUUACGUGAUUGGACCUAAAUGUGAAUUUAAUUACUAUGUUAACUAUUUAGGCAAUGAUAUACAGGCUUUAGCAAUGGUUCAUGAUGUUCUAUGUGGUGCUAAAAGACCCCUUAUUUUUGUUGGUGUUUCUCAAUUGGAGACUUCACUAGGUGGGCAAAUUAUGUCAAUCUUAUCAAGAGUGGCAUCAUCUCUUAGUUGUAGUGAUUGGGCAGUUUUACAUGUGUUAACGCGAGAGGCUAGUUUCGCGGGAGCCUUGGAAGCAGGAUGGAAACCAGGAGCAUUAGCGGCCUUACAACAAUGUAAUCCAGCUGUAUUGAUAUCACUAGGCGCGGAUGAAAUAUUUUAUGAUUGGUGUCCGCCUCCAACAUGUAAUCUCAUAUACAUAGGGUUUCAAGGAGACCGUGGUGCUGAAUAUGCGACUGUUAUAUUGCCAGGAAGUGCUUACACCGAAGCUGGUGGUAUAUAUUUGAACAUGGAGUGCCGAUCUCAAUAUGCCAUGCCAGCCGUUACUCCACCAGGAGAUGCGCGCCGCGACUGGAAAAUAGUUCGAGUACUCGCUGAGUAUGCUGGAAUUAAACUUCUGUAUAAUGACCAAGAAUCCUUGAAUUCAAGACUUGGGCAGAUUAGUCCUAAUUUUAUCUGCCUGGGGAAUUAUCAACCAAAACUGUUUGCCGAAUUAAUUGUUGACUUGCUACAUCCUGGAUGUUGCCCUGGAGGAUCCAUGGACGUGGAUAUGAAGAGACUGUGCGAGUAUUACUGCUCUGAUGUUUUUACCUAUAAUUCUAAAACUAUGAUUAAAGCGCAAAAGGCUGCUGGAGAACUCUUGUCGUCGGACUACGGCAUUAUUUAGUUACAUUAUUUAGUGUUGUUUAUUAUUUUGUAGCCAUAUUAUUUAACCGCCAUUUUAAUUAGUCUUUAUU